GAGUGACAUGGCUCAGGUCCAUUUAAGUCUUAACAUACGCAUUCCACCGUAAAUAUCAUCCAAUCACGGAGCACAGAGGGCGUGAUUUCCUCACUCCUGCUGUCCAAAUGUAUGAAGUUUAACCCAGUGCAGCCGCUUGGAGAGAAUGGUGUACCUCAGCACGUAUACGCGUCUAAGAAUUUCCAACACUCAGAUUAUUCUUUUUUAACUUUUAUUACGUUUAGUACUUUGUUUUCGUGUUUUAUGUUACAAGUGCAGUGGAUCCUCGCGGUGGGUUCUCUGCACAAAUGGCUUUGAAUAUUUCCCUGCAGCGGCACGGGAUUCCUACAGUCGGUGUUCUCUUCCACUUACUUGUGAGUGCAUUGACUUUGACAGGUUAUGCAUCGGCACAGGUCUUUGACAGUUUGGGAUUAUCAUAUGGUUUGAGAACGGACCUCUCAGAGGAUGCUAUAUUGGUGGCAAACAAUGGAAUACGCGUGCCUUUUGGAAGAUCCAGUUUUGUUGAUCCUAUCAACGAUUUGGUUAUCCAAGUUCAGCCCGGAGACAAAUGCAGCAUAACCGUGUUGGAUAAUGAUCCCUUGUCACAGAGACCGGGGCUGCUUUCCCCGAAAAAGUUUCCGUGUGAAUUCGGUCCGAACGAUGUGAAGUACUCGCACUUCGGCUCCAGGAGCCCGGCGAAGGACAGGGUGAGGCUACAACUCCGCUAUGACACCCAAACUGAUACAGUCAUUAUACCGUUCAUGAUGGAGGUUGAGGUAAUCUUUACGCAGUUGGAAGUAUUGACCAGAAACAUGCCUCUCACUGUUGACAAGCUAUUAGGAGCAAGUAACCCUAUUGAUAACAAAAUAUUGGAAUUUACUUAUGACAGAAAUGCAUAUCAAUGUAAACUCGCAUCACUCGCCAGUGGAAGUACAUUGCCCAGAUAUGGCAAACUUAUUGAUGAGGGGAAACUGGGAAAGAUGUUGGACUGUGAUGAAUUUCUCAGACUCAACAUUCGUUAUCAGCACACGUUUGCCCAUCGUUCCCCUAACAGAGAUUAUAUUCCAAUGUUUGUAGAGUUACAAGACAAAGAGGGCAACAUAAUAAAUCAAGAGUUUUUCCAACUUAUGGUGCGCAUAAGAGAGGGGGAGGAGAACACUGCUCCUAAGCCCAGUUUUGUGGCUAUGAUGAUGAUGGAGGUAGACCAGUUUGUAAUGACAGCCAUUACUCCUGAUAUGCUGGCCGCAGAGGACAUUGAAUCCAAUCCAGAUGAUUUAAUAUUUAAUAUCACGUCCCCAUUGUCUUUUGAAGAGGGCUACAUAGUGAGCACAGACGAUAGGAAUCUGCCAAUCACUUCUUUCUAUCAGAGGGAUUUGAAGGAGCUGAAAAUAGCCUAUAAGCCGCCCUCUGUGGAUUCAGACGGUGAGCGAAUUUUCCAAAUCGAGUUUGAGGUUGUGGACACUGAGGCAGCCGUCUCUGACCCCUUUGCGUUCAUGAUUGUAGUCAAGCCAAUGAACACUCUGGCUCCUGUGGUGACCCGAAAUACAGGACAGCUGUUGUAUGAGGGACAAUCCAGGCCACUAUCUAGCUCACACAAUUUAGAAAUCAGUGAUGAGGACAAUCUGGACAGUGUGAGAGUCAGCGUAAUUGAUGGGCUUAGGCACGGGCAUCUAACUGUUUUGGGGUCCCGGAGGAAGUUUUUCACUCCUGCCGACCUGGAUAAUGGUGUGGUUAUCUACCAGCAUGACGGCAGUGACACCUACAGUGACAACAUCAUUUUUAGGAUGACGGACGGCAAACAUGAAGUGGAAUUCCUGUUCCCCAUCACCGUGGUGCCAACAGAUGACGAGCCGCCAAUCAUCAAUGCCAACACGGGACUGGUGCUGUUCAAAAACCAGAUGAUGCCAAUCUCACCUCUGACGCUUAGUGCUGCUGACAUCGAUUCAGAGGAUUCCACUAUUAAGUUCAUCAUCCAGCCCCCUUUCUCCACAAUAGGGGAGGUACUACUGCGGCAGUCCGAGGCCCCGGAAGACCCAUCUACAUGGAGGUUCAAUGCUGAGGACGAGCUGUAUGAGAAAUCAGUGACAGAGUGGCUACAGCAAGACAUCACUGAUGGCAAGCUCUUCUACAGGCACAUCGGGCCUCACAUCACCGAACCAGUCAUGGACCAGUUUGUGUUCCGCGUCCAGGAUGACAACGACCCUCCCAAUCAAUCGGGGGAAAGCUCAUUCGUCAUCAAGGUUCUUCCCAUCGAUGACAUCCCUCCCGAGCUUUACCCAGGCACCACUCUGCAGAUGACCGUCCACGAGUAUCAGCUCACAUACUUUCGCAAGAAGUUCCUGCGCUACACAGACCUAGACUCCGAGGACCGCGACCUGAAAUACACAAUCACACAGCCACCCACUGACACAGACACAAACAACCCUCUUGUAUUUGGCUCAAUUGUUCUAACUGAAAGUGCGGAUGUUCAGGUCACAGAAUUCACCCAGGCGCAAAUCAAUCACCACAAGAUAGCCUACAAGCCACCUGACGUGGAGCUGGGGAUCAUAGCCCACGUGGUGCAGUUUACGUUCACCUGUGAAGACACGGCUGGAAAUAGCGCCACCGGAUCCUUCAACAUUUAUCUUCAGCCUGUCGACAACAAGCCACCCCAGAUAACCAACUCUGGGUUCACUGUGUUGGAGGGCAGCACGCAUGCCAUUACAAGAGAGGAAUUAGACACCCAGGAUCAAGACACUGACAGCAGUCAGAUUUCAUUCACUGUCAUUCAGCCUCCACUUCAUGGGGUAGUCCAGUAUACAUUCACUGACCUGACCAAAGGCGAUGUGUUUAAUUUGAGGGACAUUUCAGAGGGCAAAAUCUCAUAUGUGCAUAAUGGCGACGAGUCAACUAGUGAUUAUUUCCAAAUAGAUGUUAGUGAUGGAGUCCACGUUGUCACAAUUACUGUCAGGGUGACUGUGAAGCCAGUUGAUGAUGAGAAACCCACAAUUAGUCUCCCAGCCGGCACCAUAGGCUCUCACAUUGACGUGUUAGAGAAUGGGGCCACGGAAAUUACGACCAGCGUCAUUCAGGGACGGGACGAGGACACGGAUGACCUCCGCCUGACCUUCAUAGUGGAGGACCCUCCCGUGUUUGGAGAGAUUCUUGUGAAUGGGGUGCCUGCUGGGAGGUUCACCCAAGCCGACAUCAUCAAUGGCUUUGUGGUGUACGCCCACACCGGGGGAGAGAUUGGUCUCACCACCAAGGAGGACUACUUUAAUCUGACCCUCACGGAUAUGUCAGAUGAGUGGACAGUCGGGGGCAACAAAGUCACAGGGGUCAGAGUUCAAGUCACCAUACUGCCCCUGGAUAGCCAGGCCCCCGAGGUAUUCGUAGGCCCCUUGUUCAGUGUAGUGGAGGGAGAGAAAAAUGUCAUUGAGAUCCUGCACAUUAGCGCAGACGAUGUCGACACACACAAUGAUGACCUCCUGUGUACAAUCAUUGUUCAGCCAUCAUCUGGCUACAUAGAAAAUAUAUCUCCAGCCCCGGGCUCAGAAAAGUCUAGGUCAGGCACAGCCAUCAGCGCAUUCACCAUUAAGGACAUCAGGCAUAACCACAUUUAUUAUGUGCAAAGUAUCCACAAGGGCGUGGAACCUGUGGAGGACAGGUUCACUUUCAGAUGCUCCGACGGCAUUAAUUACUCAGAGAAGCAUUUCUUCCCCAUCAUGAUUAUUCCUUCCAAUGACGAAAAGCCUGAGAUGUACAUGAGGGAGUUUGUGGUGAUGGAGGGCAUGAACAUUGUCAUAGACACGCCGAUCUUGAACGCAGCCGAUGCAGACGUUCCCUCCGACGAACUGACAUUCAUAAUCACCAAACCCCCGAAGCACGGAGUUAUCCUAAACCAGUUGACCUCUGGCACUGUUCCAGUCACCAACUUCACCCUUGACCAGAUCCGAGAGGCCUCUAGUAUUGUCUAUGAGCAUGAUGACUCAGAGACCACAGAGGAUAGUUUCAGCGUAAUUCUCACUGAUGGUAAAUUCACAGUGGAGAAGGACGUCCUGAUCAUGGUUAUUCCUGUUGAUGAUGAAACACCUAGGAUGGCCAUUAACGACGGUCUCGAGAUAGAGAUAGGGGACAUCAAAGUAAUCAACAACAGAGUUUUAAAAGCCACCGACUUAGACUCAGAGGACAGCUCACUGACAUACGUCAUUCGCUAUGGCCCAAACCAGGGGUUUCUACAAAGGCAGACACCAUUUGGUUAUUUGGAGAACAUCACGAUAGGGAUGAAUUUCACACAAAGUGAAUUAGACCAAGACCUUAUCAUUUACAUACACAAUGGACAAGAAGGGAUUCGUGAUCUGAUUAAAUUCGAUGUCACAGAUGGCAUUAACCCUUUAAUAGACAGAUACUUCUACGUCACAGUUGGAAGCAUAGACAUGGUCUUCCCUGACAUUAUUAGUAAGGGGGUCUCUCUGAAAGAAGGGGGAAGGGUGACCCUGACCACAGACCUGCUGAGCACCAGUGACCUGAACAGCCCCGACGAGCACCUGGUCUUCACCAUCACUCGAGCACCCAUGAGGGGGCAUCUGGAGUGCUCUGACACCCCUGGCAUGCCCAUCAGCUCCUUUACGCAACUGCAUCUGGCCGGAAACAAGAUCUACUACAUACACACCGCCGAUGACGAGGUCAAGAUGGACAGUUUCGAGUUCGAGGUGACGGAUGGCUACAACCCAGUGUUCCGCACCUUCCGGGUGUCCAUCUCGGACGUGGAUAACAAGAAGCCGGUGGUGACCGUGCACGGGCUGGUGGUCAGCGAGGGGGAGAACAAGCUCAUCACUCCGUUCGAACUGACAGUGGAGGAUCGGGACACGGCGGACCGGCUAUUGAAGUUCACCAUCACCCAGGUUCCUGUCCACGGCAGGCUGCUCUUCAACAACAGCCGCCCAGUCACCUCCUUCACCAAGCAGGACCUGAAUGAAAACAUGAUCAGCUACAAGCACGAUGGCACCGAGUCAGCCGAAGACUCCUUCUCCUUCACUGUGACCGAUGGGACACACACAGAUUUCUACAUCUUCCCCGACACGGUGUUCGAGACGCGCAAACCCCAGACUUUGAAAAUCUCCAUUCUCUCCGUGGACAACGGCGUUCCACAGAUCGUAGUCAACAAAGGAGGAGCGACUUUAAGGAUUCUGUCCACGGGUCACCUGGGGUUCCUAAUCACAGGCAAGGCCCUGAAAGCGGAGGACAGAGACAGUCCCCAAGUGGCCGUCACCUUUCGGAUCACAGUGGGUCCGGAGCAUGGCUACCUCAUCAGCCUGGGCAAAGGCAACGUCACAGUCACUACAUUCACACAAGCUGACAUCGACGACAUGCAUAUAUGCUACGUUCUACGAGAUGGAGAUAACGCCACGAGUGAUGUCUUCUACUUCUCCAUCGAGGAUAUCGGAGGAAAUAAGCUGAAGAACCAGCAGUUUCGGCUCAACUGGGCCUGGAUCUCCCUGGAGAAGGAGCACUACGUGGCGGAUGAGGAGUCCAAGGCCCUGGAGGUGGUGCUGAAGCGGAGGGGCUACCUGGGGGAGACAUCCUUCGUCAGCAUCGGCACCAAGGACGGCACAGCGGAGAAGGACAAGGACUUCCGGGGCAAGUCCCAGAAGCAGGUGCAGUUUAAUCCUGGGCAGACCACCGCUACCUGGAAGGUGCGCAUCCUAAGUGACAAUGAGUAUGAGCUGUCGGAGACGUUCCAGAUUGUUCUGUCCGAGCCAGUCAUGGGGGCUCUGGAGUUCCCUGAGGUGGCCACCGUGGAGAUCGUCGACCCAGGAGAUGAGUCCACAGUGUUCAUCCCCUCGGCCACCUACUCCAUAGAGGAGGACAUCGGAGAGCUGCUCAUCCCCGUCAGACGCAGUGGAGACGUCAGCCAGGAACUCAUGGUUCUCUGCUUUACCCAGCAAGCCACGGCCACAGGGACGGUGCCCACCAGCGUGCUCUCCUACUCGGACUACAUCUCGCGGCCGGAGGAGCACUCCAGCAUGGUGCGCUUCGACAAGGACGAGACGGAGAAGCCGUGCCGCGUGGUCGUCAUCGACGACUCGCUCUACGAGCCCGAGGAGAGCUUCAACGUCUCCCUCAGCAUGCCCAUGGGCGGCCGCUUGGGCCCGGAAUUCCCCUCCACCAGGGUGACCAUCCUGCCCGACAUGGACGACGCGCCUGUUUUCUACUUUGGUGAUACGGACUACCAUGUGGACGAGAGCGACGGCUAUGUGGAGGUGCGGGUGUGGAGGACGGGCACGGACCUCUCCAAGGUGGGCACGGUGACUGUGCGCUCACGGAAAACUGAUCCCGUGUCAGCUGAAGCUGGUCUGGACUACGUUGGCAUCAGCCGGAACCUGGACUUCGCCCCUGGGGUCACCAUGCAGACCAUCCGGGUCACCAUUCUGGACGACCUGGGCCAGCCGGUUCUGGAGGGGCCCGAGAAGUUCGAGCUGGUCCUGCGCAUGCCCAUGAACGGCAUCAUGGGAGAGCCGAGCAAAGCCACCAUCUUCAUUAACGACUCCGUGUCUGACUUGCCAAAAGUCCAGUUCCGGGAUGCCAUGUACAUGGGCAACGAGAAUGACGGGCACAUCUCCGCCCUGGUGUACCGCAGCGGCGACAUCAGCUACAGAUCCACCGUGCGCUGCUACACACGUCAGGGCACUGCCCAAGUCAUGAUGGACUUCAAUGAGAGACCCAACACCGUCGACUCCACCAUCACAUUCCUGCCAGAUGAGGUAGAGAAACCAUGUGUGCUUACACUGGUGGACGACACGGAGCACGAGGAGGUGGAGGAGCUCAGGCUGGUCUUGGGGAGCCCGAGGAGCGAGUCUCCUUUCGGGGCUUCCAUCGGCACGCAGAACGAGACGCUGGUCAAGAUAAAGGAUGACGCUGACAAGGCCAUUAUCAAGUUUGGGGAAACAAAGUUCAGUGUGAGCGAGCCCAAGGUGGCCGGCCAGGUGUCGGUGGUGAAGAUCCCAGUGAUCCGUGUGGGAGACACAUCCAAGGUGUCCGUGGUGCGCGUGCACACCAAGGACGGCUCUGCAUCCUCGGGGGAAGACUACCACCCAGUGUCUGAGGAUGUCGUGUUCAGAGCGGGCGACACUCAGCACUAUGUGGAGGUGGAGAUCCUGUACGACAGCGUGCGCGAGAUGAGGGAGGCCUUCACCGUUCACCUGAAGCCUGACGAGAACAUGGUGGCCGAGACACAGAUGAACAAAGCCAUCAUCUACAUCGAGGAAACCAACAGCAUGGCGGACGUCACCUUCCCCUCCGUGCCCAUAGUGGUGUCUCUGCUCCAGUACGAUGACACCAGCAGGAGCAGGGAUGCCCUCCCGUCAUCUGGAUAUCCUGUGGUCUGUGUGACGGCCUGCAACCCCAAGUACCCCGACUUCGACAAGACGGGCUCCAUCUGCGUGAGCGAGAACAUCAACGACACGCUGACGCGCUACCGCUGGCUCAUCAGCGCCCCCACCGGGCCAGACGGCGUCACCAGCCCCAUGCGCGAGGUGGACUUCGACACCUUCUUCACCUCAUCCAAGCUGAUCACGCUGGACUCCGUCUACUUCCAGGCCGGCUCGCGGGUGCAGUGCGCCGCCCGUGCCGUCAACGGCGAUGGGGACGAGGGCCUGGAGCUGAGCAGCCCCGUGGUGUCCAUCAGCGUCGAGGAGGGUAUGUGCCAGCCUCGGGUCGUGGGCACGGUUGGCGCCGAGCCCUUCUCCGCCAGGCUGCGCUACACGGGAGCCGACGACCCGGACCACCCCAACCUCAUCAAGCUGACUGUCACGAUGCCACACAUUGACGGCAUGUUGCCCGUGGUCUCCACCCGGCCCCUGUCCAACUUCGAGCUGACGCUGAGCCCCGACGGUACGCGCGUGGGCAACCACCGCUGCUCCAACCUGCUGGACCACCACGAGGUGCAGACGCGCCACGGCUUCCUCACCGAGGCCACGCGCAACCCCGAGGUGAUCGGCCAGACCGCGCCCUACCAGUACAGCGCCUCCCUGAGGGGCUCCAACGUACUGCGCUUCUACCGCAACCUCAACCUGGAGGCCUGCCUCUGGGAGUUUGUGAGCUACUACGACAUGUCCGAGCUGCUGAGCGACUGCGGCGGAACCAUCGGAACGGACGGACAGGUGCUGAACCUGGUGCAGUCCUACGUGACCCUGCGGGUGCCGCUGCACGUGUCCUACGUCUUCCACUCGCCCGUGGGCGCCGGGGGCUGGCAGCACUUCGACCUGCAGUCCGAGCUGCGGCUCACCUUCGUUUACGACACGGCCAUCUUGUGGAAGGACGGCAUCGGCAGCCCACCGGAGGCAGAGCUCCAAGGGGCCAUGUACCCCACCAGCAUGCGCAUCAAUGAGCAGGGCCGGCUGGUGGUCAACUUCCGCACGGAGGCGCGAUUCAGGGGUCUGUUUGUGGUUUCACACUCAGCAUCCUCUCUGUCCUCCAUGGUCAUGUGCCCGGAUCACCCUGGAGUGACCUUUAACCUUACACUGGUGCGCAGUGAGCCCACCUACAACCAACCCAUGCAGCAGUGGACCUUCAUCUCUGACUUCUCUAUCCGUGACUACUCCGGCACGUAUACGGUGAAGCUGCUCCCCUGCACGGCCCCUCCCAGUCUGCAGUACACCAUCCCACCUGUGUGCAACCCCAGGGAGCCCGUCACCUUUGACCUUGACAUCCGCUUCCAGCAGGUGAGUGACCCAGUGGCGGCUGAGUUCAGCCUGAACACUCAGAUGCUGCUGCUGUCCAAGCGGACUCUGUGGUUGUCUGACGGGUCCAUGGGUUUUGGCCAGGAGACCGACACAGCUUUCGCAGAGGGUGAUAUCAUUUACGGCCGUGUGAUGGUGGACCCCGUGCAGAACCUGGGAGAUUCGUUCAUCUGUAACAUCGAGAAAGUGUUCCUGUGCACGGGGGCGGAUGGCUACGUGCCCAAAUACAACCCCGACAACUUGGAGUACGGCUGCCUGGCCGACGCCUCCUCUCUGCUUUACAGGUUCAAGAUCGUGGAUAAGGCCCAGCCGGAGACGCAGGCCAGGGCGUUCGGGAGUGUGAGCUUCAACGCACUUCUGGCUGUGGACGACCCCCGCGCCCUGCCCCUGGUGAGGCAGCCAGGCUCAGACGGCUUCAGAGUCGACUCUGCACCCCUCUUCCAGGUGUCUACUGGGAGGGAGUGGUACAUCCACACCAUCUACACUGUGCGCUCCCGCGACAAUGCCAACCGUGGCAUCGGGAAGAGGAGCCUGGAGUACCACAGCCUGAGCUUCGGUCUCAACUCCCACUCUCUAACCUCCGACCUCGCUCUCCCUACGGGUGGAAGGUCGCGGAGGUCAGCCAACGACGUGCCUGCUGUGGCUGACAACAUCGGGGCCGACCAGAGCCGGGGCACCAACAUGCUCCACAUCGCGCUGGACCGCUCUAGGAGCAAGCAGCCUCGGCAGCCGGCCAGGGAGAGGUCAGGGGAGACGCGGGAGGGGGUCCUCCCGCAGGAGGUGAACCAGAGGGACACAGAGGAGGAUGAGCAGCUGGUCAUGAUCAUCGGGGUAAUGGUCGGGGUGCUGCUGACCGUGCUCCUGGCGGUGGUGGUCGCGGUGAUGGUCUCACGCAGCAAGCAGGAGGACAAAAUGCCCGGCGCCGCGCCGCGGGCGUCGAGCAGCACUGAACCGAUGGUGGUGCGAGGGCCGGAGACCAGCGAUGACAGCUCAGAGGUCUGAUGGGAUCGAAAGGACACAGCAAAAAGAACACCACAUGUGGCACAGACUUCUACCUUGAUGCAUUUUGUUGAUGUCGCCGUUGUUUCGUUUUGACUUUUUUCGUUUUGUACCUGUUUAUUUUUUGUGUGUGUGUGUGCUAUUUUUUUGUUUGUUUGUUUGUGCAAGUGCCUCUUAUUUACCUACUUGGGCGUGAGCGGGAGAGAGGGAACAGCAAAAACAAAACUGAACCCUGCAGUGGCUUCCAAGGGCCGUCCUCAAUUUCACUGACAUGUUUUUUGGGUUACACUGAAAAGCUUACUUGAAACACUGAAGCACUUCUACUGUCACAUUGUUGGAUUUUUUUUUUACCAUUUUCAAUGCCACAGUACCCUUAUUACCCUUCAUGUUUAUGGUAAGUCUGCUUCGGAAGAGGUCCUUGGCUUUGUUGUCUAUGAUGUUUUAUCAUCCAAAUAAAGAAACUUUGUUUUUGAUCCAAAGGUGCUAGAGGACUUCUAUCCUGUCUGAUAGGGGGAAGAAUUCAACGACUGCUUCUUGGUUAAGAGAGGACACAUCAAAGUUACAACCUCAAUGCUACACAGGUGUUAGGCUGUGUUUUACUCUUCUAUGUGAUUCUUCCGUGCCAUCAACCAUUUAUCAUGUGCAUUUCUUUUAUUAUUAUUAUUAUUAUUAUUAUUAUUAUUAUUAUUGCACAUGGUUGUAUUUUCAAACAGGAAAUGUGCCCUUAGUUCAAAUAAUCGCAGUGUUUACACAGUUUUCUUUUUUUUUUGAUUGGUCAUUGAUUUAUUUUGCAUGCAUUCUUUGAAUCACAUUGAAUAUCAGUUAUCUGCAAGUAUACUCAAGCACACCGAGAUGGUUUUAAUGAAAUGAGUGAAGUUGACCCUUACUGCAGCAAGCCUACAUACUCAUCUACAUCUACAUACUCAGUGUCACACAAACACACACAUACAGUACAUACUGACCAGUUAUUCUGCUACAUCACUACCCUGUUUGCUUGUGUGACUUAAUCAACGCCUAUCAUCACAAAUCUGUUGUGACUGGAGUUAAUUGAGAAAGCCAGCUAGUCUGGCCUGCUCCAGCAUAUUUUCAUACUCUAUUCCACAGAAAUCAUGUGUCUAAUUAAGGUGUUCUUUAGGUAGUCUAGUGGACGAGGACAUGGUUUGUGUCCCAGUUUUCAGUCAUGCCAGAGUGGUGUUGUAGGCAUAGCCUCCUGACAUUGCUCUCCAAAGCUUAUCUAAUAUAUAUACGUAUAUAAAUAUAUAUUUUAAACAUAUGUGAACAUGUUGAUAAAACAUGUUGGCAGGACUACACUGGUUUGGGUUGAUCCAUUGGACUAGGUUAAAGGGAACAGUAGUGUCUAUCAAUGGCUCUUUGUUUGCUGUCAUCUGUAUCUGCAAGUUGUGUGGUAAAUAUAGCAGAUCUUGUCCUUAUUGAAUUGUUGACCUGGAUAUUUAUUUAUUUUAUAAAUAAAGUCAGAUUAUAGAGGAAUCUGAUAAGUUAGCUAUAUAAUAGAUGUCAAUCAUGUCACAUUUGUGAAGUGCAGACUGAUAGAUUCACAGUUGCCUUCAAAACAGGCUUUUGAUGGCAUUCGUCAGCCAGUCCCUCUCCUAGCUGUCUCUUGUCUUCCUCGCUCUCCCUGUGCAGUGAAUCUUUCGUCAACAGGCACGAACACACACAGAUAUCCGCAAGGAAAACAUGACCUUCAAAUUACGUUCAAGUGCAGCGCUAUUGGACUCCGCAACAGUAUUAAAGUUCAGGCUUCUUUUGUCACACCUGGUAACCGCACAAUUAAUAAACUCAAAUCGAUUUGUAAACAAUACAAAAUGUUGUUUUACUGCUAUGCAACUUGCUGAAAUAUGAUAAUUUUUUUUCCUCUGAUGUAAUAUUAAAGUUGUCUAUUUGUUUUAGUUUUUUUGCCUUCCCAUUCUACAGUUGUCUUUGGGUCCACGCUCAUAUUUUCUACUUGUUUUUUUUGGUUGAGUUUAAUGCAUUUGUUGCCUGAGUGAGUUUAUACACUUGUAUCUGUGUAUGUACAUAUGUAUGGCAAGCACAACAGUCUGGAUGUUUUGGGCUAUGGUCAGUAUUGACACAUGCCUUCGUACUGUAACUAUAACACAAACUGCUGAGCUGGUCUGAAAAUAAAAGCUGUUUUGGUUUUUUUCCAAAAAUAUUUUGUUUUUCAUUACGGCGCUCAUGUUGACAAGUUAGAGCAAACUGCUUUGAGUGAGACGCAACCGCGAGUUUCGGUGUU
This is a messenger RNA of Clupea harengus (Atlantic herring), 11949 nucleotides long. It is a transcript of the gene frem2b, whose product is annotated as FRAS1 related extracellular matrix 2b. Gene Ontology annotation, cellular component: membrane. NCBI's taxonomy places the organism in Eukaryota, Metazoa, Chordata, Actinopteri, Clupeiformes, Clupeidae. The record is from RefSeq and is a predicted model, not a curated record. Gene Ontology annotation, biological process: cell communication; anatomical structure morphogenesis.